AUGUCUGGAAUCCUCGGCAGCGCCAUUACUCCAUGUCCAUCGAGAUCGAGGCUCACCGGCUACGGAGAUCACAGUGGCAGCGAUACGUUUGACAGUUUGAUUGAUGGCGACACAGAAUGCGAGAAUACGGGACAGGUUGACUUUACUACCGAAAUACGUAUGCCGACAAUGAGUGGGGUGCGGCCUCGACGUGCUAAUCGAGCGGGCUCUGGGUUCCAAAUCCAUGACGAGGGAACAGAGAAGCCACCCGGGCCUGCUGAGAAAAGGCAGAGACCGAAUGGAACAAGACUACCUUCCGACCGCAAAUCGUCUUUGCUUGCCCAGCCUGCGCAAAGAUUUCGCCCCAAGGUCGGAUUUGCUCCAAAACAAUCCCAGACUGUGAAUGUGAAAUAUGAGACGGAAACCCAGCGAAGACCUGAACAACUCGACUCGAAUCCUAAGGCGCAACCUUCCCGUAGGACGGACUCAGCCGCAAAAGAGAUAACAGAAAGCCAACCCGAUUAUAGUCUCAAGAAAAAUGUGCGACGGAACACUCUUUACAUCCCACCAGGGGACGCAACCGUGCCUAGCGUAUUCAUGGGACUGUUCAGUCCUUUGAAGAAACAACCAGGUACGACUCAGUCGCAAAUUAUGCAUGACACACAAAUCAACUCCCUUGAGGAGCGGAUGGCACAUCGUCAGGCUAGAAAGUCAUUGGCUGUAGGUGCACGAAAGGCCCCGCUGCAACCUAGUAGAAAAAUUGCGCAGGAAGCUGCAUCGAGAAUGGAUGUGGCCGGCAAAAACGGAGGAAAAGAGAAUAUACCUCCUGGCACGCUAUUCGGCAUUGAGAAAAAGACCGAUGUUCAAACUAAGCCGCUCAUCAAACCUCGAAUCAGCACCAUGUCAUCCUCGAAACCAAAUCCUACUUCUCACACUGUUCGAUCGGCUGAACUUGCUCCAGUGGCUCCCAAACAGCCUCUUCCAAAGCGGAGUGUACUAGGAGAAAAGCAGAAUAACACGAAGCGUCCCGCAGCGUCCAGUGGUCAAAAUACGAUGGCUAAGUCAAGAGGGCCACCCCAAAGUGCAUCACUCAACGCUCGCGCGUCAGCACUUUCCGAUCACCGCAGUCGGCCUGGGUCAAAUCCUGCUUCAAGUCUUCAUUCUGCAACUUUGAAACUAAAAGAGCUCAAUCAUGAACAUCCAAAGCUGAGCGAGGAUAUACAAAAGCCUGCACUUUAUGAAGAUGAUUGGCUCUCACACCAGGAGACUGUGAUUACUCAAUUGGUCAAUGCUUUGUUCGAGUGCUCUAUUAGUGAUUUGACUUUUCAUGAUCAAGAUUGCCUUCGGUUGGAGCUUCUCGAAAUUUACCAUACCGAUAACUUUAUUCAGCUGUACAAAAGGCUACAAGCUUCAUUGUCUUGCGGUGCCCUCAGCAUUCCCAAGCAUGCGCUUGCUCGCAGCAGCCGCCUCAGACAAGACGUUGGCCUUCGCCGCAAGUUCCUUGAUAUCUGGAUUCACUCAUACGAUCUCCAUAUCUUGGCUGCUGCUGCGGAGACAGUCAUUGGUCGAAAGGUCUGCAAUGAUAUUGACUUGUCCCAGAAAACGAUGAAAGCUGAGACUAGUGCAAGGUGCACAAAAGCCAUUGUUCGCAAGCUGGAAAACUUCCUGUGCACUUUCCUGCUGCGCAACGAAGACCUCGAUCAGUCCUUGCUGCAUGCCAACGAGAUCUCUACAGAAGCCCAGGCCAAGGUAUAUCGUCGCACUGUGCUCCGAUGCAUCAUGCUGGUUGCCCUCCUAGACCACGCAAAACAGUUUUUGGGCCCCAGUCUUCCCCGUCGGCUUUUUGUGCCCUCUUCUCCUCUGAAAUCUUCAAUUGAUGUACUUCAAGCACUGACACGAGUGUUGUUGCCAUCUUGUGGUGAUAUUUCGAAGCCAUUGAGUCACCUCGGUUGCCACUUAUCUUACCAUCAACAUCAGCUACUUGAGUACAACUACCAAAUGGACAAUAUUGCUGUGGAUCUCAGAGAUGGCAUCCGGCUUACUCGAAUCGUCGAACUACUUUUCAUUACUCCGAGCCACACUCGACGUGACACUGGAGAUCAGACUGGAGUUACCUUGAACACUGGUGAGGCUCUUUCUCUACUUGGCGACCAUGCAGAUGUUCCUCUUUCGAAGCAUCUCAAGUACCCAAGUAUCAGCCGCGCAGCCAAAGUCUUCAAUGUCCAGCUAGCUCUAUCUGCUUUGGAAUCUGUCAAGGGCUCCAGUGCAAUCGUGGACAAGGUGCGAGCUGAGGAUAUAGUUGACGGGUAUCGUGAAAAGACAAUUGCUCUCUUGUGGGCUCUCGUUGGAAAACGGGGCUUAUCAGGUCUUGUCGAUUGGGAUGAUAUCAAUACAGAGAUUUCCCGGUUAAGACGCAAAGCUCUUUUGCAGUUUGGCCAGAAGCAAGUAAAAUACGAAGCUUGGUUUACUGGUGAACAAUUCAGUGAUGUUGAUCAACAUGAACAACUUCUUCGUCACUGGGCUGGGCUCUUGGCUGGUCUGAAAGGUCUUCAGAUUAACAACUUGUCAACCAGUUUUGCCAAUGAACGGAUCUACGAAAGUAUUGUCGACGAAUAUGAGCCCUACAUUACCGGCAACCAAGACUUGCAAGCAAACGGGCGAUCUGCUUCCAUGUCUUUGGAGAAACGCCUCGGGCUACUAGGCUGCAGCUCGCAAUUUGCACACCUUGUCUCUCCUAGUUCAAGAUCUUCGCAUGUGCUCAGUCCAGACUUUACACUCGGUGCACUCACCUUUCUUUGCUCCCGACUGCUUUCGAGCUCAAAGCGUGCUCGCGCCGCGACUGUCUUGCAACGUGCAUGGCGAGCACGCCUGGAAGACCGCGCUUGCGUACGCCGCAUGAUGGCAAAGAACCUUGCCACGCAUUGCGCCGCCGUUGUCCAGACCAGAAAUAAAAUCAUGUGGGCAAAGGAUGUGAUCAUUCGAUGGUGGAGACAGGUCAGAUCUCGAAACCUGGAAACUGCCGCGCGGCCUCGGUCUUUGCACAAGUCUGGUCAUAGGAUCGCCGGCGUCCUGUGA
Penicillium longicatenatum is the source of this 3054-nucleotide messenger RNA. RefSeq names its product putative calmodulin-binding protein Sha1 (gene sha1). Gene Ontology annotation, cellular component: spindle pole. The coding region runs from base 1 to 3054 and encodes 1017 amino acids. The record is from RefSeq and is a predicted model, not a curated record. Gene Ontology annotation, biological process: mitotic cell cycle; establishment of meiotic spindle localization; spindle organization. NCBI's taxonomy places the organism in Eukaryota, Fungi, Ascomycota, Eurotiomycetes, Eurotiales, Aspergillaceae. The transcript has a single exon.